AUGGACCCGUCCUACAACAAAUUAAGGACAGUGGAAUUGCAAAAAAGAAAAGUUACUCAGUCAAAAAACCCAUCAAAUAUAUCUGAAAGGAAGCUAACAAAUGUUUUUGCGCCGAAGGACUUUGAUGAAGACUCGACAAUAGUUGUUUGUAAUUUUCCUCAAAAAACGACAAUAAAUGACUGCAGAAAUUUUAUGCAAUGGUUGGGCCCAGUCAUAAAAGUAGAGAAAAUACCAUCGUUUCUCCAGGAGAGCAAUUACCUUGUCGUUUUUUGCAGUCCUUACUUUGCAAAGAUAGCACUGGAAACCCCGUUAUUGUAUGAAAAUAAAACAAAACUAUUUACGAGAGUAGUGGAAAAGCGUGAAACUCUUUGGAAAAGUAUUAACGACAUAAUUUCAACCAACAUUAAUUUUUUUUCAUAA
Plasmodium malariae is the source of this 420-nucleotide messenger RNA. Its product is annotated as conserved Plasmodium protein, unknown function. The transcript is spliced from 3 exons. The record is from RefSeq and is a predicted model, not a curated record. Bases 1 to 420 code for a protein of 139 amino acids. Lineage: Eukaryota; Apicomplexa; Aconoidasida; Haemosporida; Plasmodiidae. Gene Ontology annotation, molecular function: nucleic acid binding.